This is a messenger RNA of Delphinapterus leucas (beluga whale), 439 nucleotides long. Its product is annotated as protein BEX4-like. The record is from RefSeq and is a predicted model, not a curated record. Gene Ontology annotation, cellular component: nucleus; cytoplasm. NCBI's taxonomy places the organism in Eukaryota, Metazoa, Chordata, Mammalia, Artiodactyla, Monodontidae.
AUGGCGUCCAAAGAGGAACAAGUAGUAAAAAAUCUCAACAUGGAAAAUACCCUACAGGAAAGGGAAGGUGGGGACCAGGCCCCUUUGCAGAAUGGAGAGGAAUUACGCGAUUUAGGAGGGGGUAGAGGCCAGAAGCCUGGAGGAAAUGUCAGGUUGGGACGGAUUAGACGACUUGUCCCUAAUUUUCGAUGGGCCAUACCCAGCAGGCAUAUUGAUCACAAUGAAGUGGGGGAUGAUGUAGAAAAGCACGUAGGGCAGAUGAUGGAAAUCAGGAGAAAGACUAAGAAGCAGCAAAUGAGGCAUCAUUUGCGCUACCAAACUCCUGAACCUGACAAUCAUUAUGAGUUUUGCCUUAUAUCUUGAAUCCUAAGAUUAUCCCUGAGGUCAGUAAUGUGGCCUCUGCUCUACAUGCUUGUAGUUUUUCUGAUUUACUUUUUCU